This is a messenger RNA of Manduca sexta (tobacco hornworm), 1009 nucleotides long. RefSeq names its product COP9 signalosome complex subunit 8. Bases 194 to 751 code for a protein of 185 amino acids. NCBI's taxonomy places the organism in Eukaryota, Metazoa, Arthropoda, Insecta, Lepidoptera, Sphingidae. The record is from RefSeq and is a predicted model, not a curated record. Gene Ontology annotation, biological process: protein deneddylation; COP9 signalosome assembly. The transcript has 4 exons. Gene Ontology annotation, cellular component: COP9 signalosome.
CCUGGCAACACUGAUCUAGACACUGUUAUGUGACAAGUGACAACUGACUUGUUAAUAUGAGAUUUUAUGGCAAAAGCUGCAUUUCCGAAUUCUGAUAUUAUAUCGUGUUUUUAAAUAAAUAUUGUUGUGAUUGUAAGUUAUUAAUUCUUACCCGGUAAAAUAUUCAAUAAGGAAAAUAUAAAAGGGCUUUACAAUGAUAACAAAUUUUGAUAAACUUUGUGGAGAUCUAGAAAAACAGGAGUUAGAGGCGCCGAAUGGUAUAGCAUCACCGUCGACAUACGCUCAACUACUCGCCAUAUAUUUAUAUCAAAAUGAUUUAUGUAAUGCGAAAUUCCUAUGGAAAAGGAUACCACAAAACAUAACCAGUAGCAAUCCUGAAAUAACAGCAAUUUGGAGUGUUGGUCAAAAGUUAUGGAAGAAAGAUCUACCCGGAACUUACCAAACACUGGCUGCUUACAACUGGACUGAACCAGUUGCAAAUAUCAUCAGGGCAUUAGAAGAAAAAGUCAGAGAAAGGACUUUGAAUUUGAUUGGCCGCUCCUAUAGUUCCAUAUCACUUGACACAUUGGUGUCCAUGACCGGGCUCAGUCGGGAUGCUGCUCUGCACAGCUGUCGGGACCGGAAAUGGACGAUAAGUAACGACGGCAUCACCAUCAAUCCACUGCCGCCGGCGCAGCCUGCGCCUCUACAUACAUCCAGUGAAGACCAACUGUUCAAGCUUACGGAAUUUGUCUCAUUUUUAGAGAAUUAGGUAAACAUUCUUUAUUGUUAUAAUUUUAUAAGGUGUCAACUCUGAAGAACAUUUUCUUUUCUUUAAUGUCUAGAAUUCCCCUGUCAUAAUUCUGUAUUGGUAAGCCAUUCGAAAUAAUCAAAACCAAAAUUCUAUUAAAUCUUAUUUAUUAACAAUUUUGGAUGUUUUUAUUGUUAAAAACUAUUAAGGAGUAUAAAAGAGUAUAAAUUGGCAGUGUAAAUUGUUAUUACGUCUAUCUAACAAUAAAGUUGUAAUUCC